AUAUUUUUUAUUAUUUACAGAGAAGAUGAGAAGCGGAUACCACAGAAUAGAGUUGAAUAAAACGGUUUGGGAGGUUCCGGAGAAUUAUAUUAAUCUGUCUCCUGUAGGCUCUGGUGCUUAUGGGCAGGUUUGCUCUGCUGUGGAUUCCUCUAGUGUCGCGAUUAAGAAAAUAGCUCGUCCCUUCCAGUCCGCGGUUCAUGCUAAACGCACUUACAGAGAACUCAGGAUGUUAAAACAUAUGAUUCAUGAAAAUAUAAUUGGAUUGUUGGAUUGCUUUACUCCAGUUACAAGUAUUGAUCAGUUCUGUGACGUGUACAUGGUUACUCACCUGAUGGGUGCAGAUCUAAACAAUAUUAUUAAAACCCAGAAGCUGUCUGAUGAUCAUGUACAGUUCCUCGUCUAUCAAAUUAUACGCGGCAUGAAGUAUGUACACUCAGCUGGUAUUAUUCAUAGAGAUCUGAAACCGUCUAAUAUCGCUGUAAAUGAGGACUGUGAGCUGAAAAUCCUGGAUUUUGGUUUGGCUCGUCCUACUGAGACUGAAAUGACUGGAUAUGUUGCCACCAGAUGGUAUAGGGCUCCGGAGAUAAUGUUAAACUGGAUGCACUACAAUCAAACAGUUGAUGUUUGGUCUGUGGGCUGCAUCAUGGCUGAAAUGCUUACGGGGAAAACACCCUUUCCAGGAACCGAUCAUAUUGAUCAGCUGACCCGUAUAAUGAUGUUGGUUGGGAAGCCCGAUGAAAAGCUUCUACUGAAACUAGGCUCGGAGGAGGCGAGAAAUUAUAUUCGUUCCCUUCCAAAAAUGGAGAAGAAAAAUUUUCAAGACGUUUUUAAAGGAGCCAGUCCCUUAGAAUACUUAGCACAGUAUGCUGACCCUACUGAUGAACCAGCAUCUCAACCUUACGAUCAAUCAUUUGAAGAUUUUGAACUAUCUGUUGAAGAAUGGAAAGAAAAUGUGUGGAAAGAGUUGAAUUCCUUCCAGCGAAGAACUGGAGCGGAAACAGCACCUAUGUCAGCUUGACAGCAAGAGGAGGAAAUGGAAUCGUAAUUCAGGGCGACCUCCUUUCCUUUGACCUCACUGGCCUCCUUUGACCUUCAUUGACCUCCCUUGACUUUCCUUUGCUUUCCUUGGCUUUCUUUGAUCAUACUUGACCUUCUUUGACUUUCCUUGACCACCUUUAACCUUCAUUGGCUUCUAACUCCUUUGACCUCCUAUGAUCUUCCUUGUUCUUUCUUGACCUCCUUAACUUCCCCUGACAUCCAUUGGUCCCCGCUAAGCUUUUCCAUGGUUUAAAAAAAAUCUUCAGUUUCCCUAAAAUGAAAUUAAGUACUAUGAAGGACCAAAAUGGUACUCAAGCCAUAAUAACGAACAAAAAAUACGUUUUUUAAUUAUUAUACACUUAUAUGUUCAAUUUACAAAGCUGCUAGGAUGUAUUCUUUAAAUUGAGUAGCACUAAUUAAAGAUAAUUUAUGUUAUCCAUCAAUCAAUCAAUCGGCUUAUAUCAGAAAUAUUAUUGAUUACUAACAAAUUAAUCAGAAGAACUUUUUAUAGAAUUAUCUGUUAAUUAUUUUACUGCAGUAAAUAACAAAAACUUUUUAUUUCGUUAAAAACUACUCGACCACUAGAUUGCACAAGUUGUUAAAACAAAAACUAGCUUUAUACAAUCCUACAGUUUUCAUUACAACGUCAAGUUUAUUUUUACAGGUUAAUGAUUUUUAUUUAAAUUGACUUAUUGACUAAUUUUAAGCUAAUAUGUAUAAAUAUUUACAAUUUGUUAAUUUUAUUAAAUGUAUGUGUCUCUAAAAUAGUUGUAAAAAAUGGGGAAUUUUAUUAUUACAUACUCCUCAACCCCCCCCCCCUGGAAAAAGUACGUGUUUACGCCUGAAAUGAAAAUGCUUGAGCAGUUGACCAACAUAGAUGCCUUUCACAAAUUUAAAUGUUGAUAAAGUUAGAGACUAACCAGUCCAACCCAGAGAUAUAUUGUGUUUUAAUCUCACAAUUCUAAAAAUAAUAAAUAUAGAUGUGUAUAUAUAUUGUAUACAGUACAUGUAUUUUAUUAUUGAUUUAACUGUAGAGUUUUGUGUGGAUAUUGGACAAAUAUAUUAAAUUAUAACAAA
Eurytemora carolleeae is the source of this 2115-nucleotide messenger RNA. It is a transcript of the gene p38b, whose product is annotated as mitogen-activated protein kinase 14. The record is from RefSeq and is a predicted model, not a curated record. NCBI's taxonomy places the organism in Eukaryota, Metazoa, Arthropoda, Copepoda, Calanoida, Temoridae. Gene Ontology annotation, biological process: protein phosphorylation; intracellular signal transduction. Bases 26 to 1018 code for a protein of 330 amino acids. Gene Ontology annotation, cellular component: cytoplasm; nucleus. Gene Ontology annotation, molecular function: MAP kinase activity; ATP binding. The transcript has 13 exons.